Molecule: messenger RNA, 1894 nt
Organism: Bursaphelenchus xylophilus (pine wood nematode)
Lineage: Eukaryota; Metazoa; Nematoda; Chromadorea; Rhabditida; Aphelenchoididae
Source: the annotation of a GenBank genome assembly
AUGGUGGAUCAUUUGAGUAAGUUGCUUCUUUUUAUUUAUUUUCCAUCUUUUAGAGCAAACUGAUAUCAAUGCCAGACGAAUCCAAAAUGUGGAGGUGGCGUUUGGAUCAUCAGGCAUCCCUUUACAACACUUUAAUCGGGUCCUGAUUGGGGAGGGAGUUUUGAUGAAGAUGUGUCGAAAAAAAGCAAAGCCGAGGCAAUUCUUCUUAUUCAACGACAUCUUGGUCUACGGUACCAUAUUGAUGUCGAAACGAAAGUUCACUAAACAACGAAUUAUUCCACUGGAAGAAGUACAGAUUGAGAACGUGGAAGAUGAAGGAGAGAGCAAAUACGGGUUUCUGGUAAAAACAAGAACAAAGAGUUUUGUGUUGUAUGCGAUAUCAGAAAGCGAGAAAGAACAGUGGAUGUCUCAUAUUGUGAAAUGUGUUUCCACCGUUUUGAAAGGUAAGUAUGAAAUUUCCGUAAUGUGCAGGUUUGAAAGGGUCUAUGUUUUGCGGCUGCAUGUAAAUGAGAUGUUAGGGAUUUUGCAAAUCAUUUCAAGAUUAACCAGCCGGCGGAUUUUAGCGGCUUGUCAAUUUUUCAGAAAAAGUCCAGACUGGAAAUUAAACAUGGCCCUACUCAAUGUAGACUAAAGUAAGAUUAGCUUUGGCCCCGGCUCUUGCAAAUGUGAAACUACAGGAAAACCAAAACUUGAGGGUUUUUUUGGUAGAAAUUUCUCGCAAUUUCGUAAUUAGGAGAUCGGAACAGUUGCGCUUUUUGGAUUUUUGCGUUAGUGACAUAAAGAAAAAAAUGCGGGAGCCUAUUAUCCUAUGUUCUUCAGUAUGCAACAAAGAAUGCUGUAUGGAAUUUUACCCUGAUUUAAUAAAAACGCCUGCGGUUAUUAUCAUUUAUUUGGAGACCGGCUGGCUUUUCCCAAGUUAUUUGGCGGCAUUAAUGUGGUAUAAUAUACCCGGGUAUAUUCCCGAAAUUUAGGGUAUAUUGGGGUAUUUAUAAAAUUAGCCCCACGUCGCAGGAAUUUGUAGGUUUUUACUCUCUUUUUCAAAAAAAAAAAUGAAUUUGGAAAAAUUUUCAACUUUUUGAGCGAAAACUUAAAUUUUGCGAAUUUUUCGUAUAUUCAAAGGUGAAUAUACGAAAGAUUUUAAAAAUUUCGGGUACGCACGCGUUUCGAACAAUUUUUCCCGAUCGGUGCCGAGAAAACGAAAAAUUAAAAAGUAGUGCUUACAAUUCGGUGCGUAUUUCGCUAGCAACAGCAGAUAUUACCAAACUAAAAGGUGGAUGUUAGACUGUAAUGUCGUGCAUUCCAAGGGCUUUAUUUAUUUUUUUAUCUUUUUCCAGAGGGAAAGGAACCUGCUCAAGAUCAUGCCGCCGUGUGGGUGCCGGAUUCAGAAGCCGAGUUUUGCAUGGUUUGCCAUAACACUCAUUUUACAGUAAUUCAGAGAAGAGUAGGUUAUUCACCAUGGGCGUGAGAGGGUCUGGUAAAAAAAGUGAAAUGAUGGGUUUAAAUUACCGUAUUUUUCUUCUAGCAUCAUUGCCGAUCCUGUGGAAAGGUUGUUUGUGGGUCAUGCUCAACAAGGACGUUCACGUUAGAAGGGAUCAGCAAGAAGCCCGUCCGAGUUUGUGAUAUUGCAAGUUAAUUGCAGUUCUUUUUCUAUUCAUGGCGGCUACUUAUUUCUUAAAUUUAGUGCUAUAACAAGUUAUGCCAACGAUUCAAGGCGGCUCCGCAGGCUCUGAACGAUUCGUCGGAUUCAGACGACGACACAGGGCACCAGGACCACGAAUUUGUAAGUGAAAUUGAUUUUCUAUAGUUUUGUGGCCAAAAAGAUAUAAUGUUUAAGUAUACUUUACAGGCAACCUUUUAUCACGAAAAGGAAGAAGGCCCCGAAAAGUUGGUCUGA